This is a messenger RNA of Leucoraja erinaceus (little skate), 6222 nucleotides long. It is a transcript of the gene cpda, whose product is annotated as carboxypeptidase D, a. The record is from RefSeq and is a predicted model, not a curated record. Gene Ontology annotation, molecular function: metallocarboxypeptidase activity; zinc ion binding. Lineage: Eukaryota; Metazoa; Chordata; Chondrichthyes; Rajiformes; Rajidae. The transcript is spliced from 21 exons. Gene Ontology annotation, biological process: proteolysis. The coding region runs from base 16 to 4074 and encodes 1352 amino acids.
GCGGGCCCACGCGGGAUGUCCGUUCCCGGGGCAGUGGCGCUCAGAGUGAUGGCGAUGGUGAAGGCGUCGAUGCUGGCGGUCUGCGCCAUGGCCGUGGCCGUGUGCUGGGCGGCCGGAGCCGGGGCCGGGGCCGGAGAGAGCGGCACGGACACCGGCACCGGCACCGACAUCGACACGUCCCGCUACUACAACUACGAGGAGAUGACGGAGCUGCUGCAGGGCCUGGCGGAGGCCCACGCUGCCCACGCCCGGCUCUUCAGCAUCGGCCGCAGUGUGGAGAACCGCUCGCUGUGGGUGAUAGAGAUCUCGGCCCCAUCCUCGGCCUCAUCCCCGGCCUCGCCGCCCAGGCGCCGGCCCCAGCUCAAGCUGGUGGGCAACAUGCACGGCGACGAGACGGUGUCGCGCCAGGUGCUGCUCUACCUGGCCCAGUACCUGGUGCAGGGCUACGGCCACGACCCGCGCGUCGGCCGCCUGCUCAACACUACCCGCGUCUACCUCCUGCCCAGUCUCAACCCCGACGGCUUCGAGCGCGCCGUGGAGGGCGAGUGCUCCGGGACCGCCGGCGCCAGGUGGAACGCCAGGAAGAAAGACCUCAACCGCAGCUUCCCCGACCAGUACAGGGCCCAGGCAGUGGAGGAGGCCGACGUGCCCGAGGUGGUGGCCAUGGAGAGGUGGAUUAAAGAAAACAAGUUUUUGAUUUCUGCGAAUCUUCACGGUGGAUCUGUGGUUGCCAGUUAUCCCUAUGACGACUCGAGAAAUCACGAAACAAAGGGGUACUACAGUAAGGCCCCGGAUGAUGAAGUGUUUAAGUACUUGGCCAAGACCUAUGCUUCCAAGCAUCCCAUAAUGAAAACGGGCAAACCACAGUGCGCUGACUCUCCUGAUGAAACCUUUCCUGAUGGGAUCACCAAUGGAGCCAAGUGGUAUGAUGUUCCAGGUGGAAUGCAGGAUUACAAUUACUUGCAUGGAGACUGCUUUGAGAUCACACUGGAACUCUCUUGUUGUAAAUAUCCACCUGCCUCUGCCUUGAAUGAAGAGUGGAAAAACAACCUUGAAUCCCUUCUAAGUUUGAUGGAACAGGUUCACAUUGGUGUUGCAGGAUUUGUCACGGAUGCCGUUCUUGGCUCAGGGAUUUCUGACGCUUCCAUUGUAGUUGCUGGCAUUGAUCACAAUAUUACAACGGGGAGUUUUGGUGAUUUCCACAGAUUGCUUGUACCAGGAAUCUACAAUAUAACCACGGUUGCACAAGGUUACAUGCCCUCCACUGUCUUGGAUGUUGAGGUACUGGAGGGACCAGCCACACAACUUAAUUUCACACUCCAAUCUCUAGAUAAUCACACCAUUGAGACAGUCACUCCAACCAUGGCAAGCUCGACUGAAUUCAAGAUGCACAAUGUAUCUGAAAUGGAGGAUGUCCAGCAGUCCAAUACCAUUGAGCCAGAGAACUUCAGACAUCAUAAUUACAUAGAUAUGGAGAUCCUACUGAGGAAAUACGCAACGGAAUAUCCAGCCAUCACAAGGAGCUAUAGCAUCGGAAAAUCUGUGGAAGAAAGAAAUUUGUAUGUCAUGGAAAUAUCAGACAAUCCGGGCGUCCAUGAAUUGGGCGAGCCAGAGUUCAAGUACAUUGGGAAUAUGCAUGGGAAUGAGGUGGUGGGCCGUGAGCUGCUCCUCAACCUUAUUGAGUACCUCUGCAGUAAUUAUGGCACAGAUCCUGAAGUGACCAGUUUGGUGAAUAACACCAGGAUCCACAUCAUGCCUUCCAUGAACCCUGAUGGAUAUGAACGUUCAACAGAAGGGGACAUGGACGGUGUAGUUGGAAGAAACAACAGUAACAACUAUGAUCUGAAUCGCAACUUUCCCGAUCAGUUCUUUCAAAUCAUUGAUCCGCGUCAGCCCGAGACAUUAGCGGUGAUGGAUUGGCUCAAUAGGAUUCCCUUUGUGUUGUCAGCUAAUUUACAUGGAGGUACUCUCGUAGUGAAUUACCCUUAUGAUGAUGAUCCAGAUGGCGCAGACAUGUACAGUAGAUCACCAGACGAUGCCGUCUUUUGCCAGUUGGCACUUUCUUUUGCCAAGGAGAAUGGUCCAAUGUUUGAAGGUCAUCCUUGUAAAAAUAUAUAUCCUGAUGAAUAUUUUCCUCGUGGAAUCACCAACGGUGCAAAAUGGUACAAUGUGCCAGGUGGCAUGCAGGACUGGAAUUAUCUUCAUACAAAUUGCUUUGAAGUUACUAUAGAGUUGGGUUGUUUUAAAUUCCCCUACGCUAGUGAUCUACCAAAGUAUUGGAAGCAAAAUAAAAGGUCCCUUCUGCAGUUUAUGAAGCAGGUGCACCGUGGUGUGAAAGGAUUUAUAAUUGAUGCCACUAAUGGAAAGGGGAUUUACAAUGCUACCAUCACAGUUGCUGAGGUGAACCAUCCUGUGAGAUCUGCCAAAGAUGGAGAUUACUGGCGGCUGCUCCUGCCUGGUGUCUACAAGAUCACUACCUCCGCUCGAGGAUAUACCCCAAAGACUAGGAGCGUGACAGUGGUGGAAGAGGCAGUGGAAGUGAAUUUCACCCUUACGCGUGUGGCGAACAACCACGACAGUGGCCUUGACCAAGUGCUCACCGAGUCCUCAGCAGACCCCGGCCAGGAAUUUGAAAAACUCAUCAAGAGCUUGUCUUCUGAAAAUGGGUUGCAGGACCUGAUUUUGUCCGCACGUGUCGACCUAAAUCUCUACCGUUACCAUGACUACAAAGACCUGUCUGAGGCUCUUCGUGGAUUACACAGUAACUAUCCCUCCAUUACCAAACUGAUCAGUCUGGGCCAGAGUGUAGAAGUGCGCCACAUUUGGGCCCUGGAAAUAUCAGAUCGACCUGGAAUAAAGGAAGUUGCAGAACCAAAAAUGAAGUUUAUUGCUGGAGUUCACGGCAAUGCACCAGUCGGCACUGAGCUGCUCCUGGCCUUUGCAGAGUUUCUUUGUAUUCUCUUUGGGAAAAACCAAGCUAUUACAAAGUUGAUUGAGGAAACCAAGAUUAUGAUAGUGCCGUCAGUCAACCCUGAUGGUAGAGAAAUUGCACAAGAGGGGCAGUGUACCUCCAAAGUUGGACAAACUAACGUACAUGGCAAAGAUCUCGACACUGAUUUCACAGGGAACUCGUCUGAACAACUAGCAAAGAUGCAGCCUGAGACCAGAAACAUUGUCAAGAACCUGAUCCUCAACCAAGGAUUCACACUGUCUGUUGUUUUGGAUGGCGGCUCUCUUCUUACAACCUAUCCUUACGACAAGCCUGUCCAAACAGUGGAGAAUGAGGAAACCCUAAAAUAUCUGGCCAAUGUGUACUCUAACAACCAUCCCAAAAUGCAUCUGGGCCACCCAGGCUGUCCCAACAACACAGAUGAGAAUAUUCCUGGUGGCGUUGUACGUGGUGCCCAGUGGCAUGGUCACAUGCACAGCAUGAAGGACUUUAGUGUUACCUAUGGCCACUGUCCGGAGAUCACAGUUUACACCGGCUGCUGUAAGUUCCCACUGGCUAAAGAGCUGGGUGCAAUUUGGCACGAUAACCAGAGGUCUCUGCUGAGCAUGCUUGUUGAGGUCCAUAAAGGCUUGCGUGGAAAGGUUACGGAUCAUGACGGGAAUCCCAUCCCAAGAGCGAAUAUAAUUCUGAAUGAAGGCGUGAGGGUGCCGACGUCGGAGGCAGGUUACUUCCACAUCCUGCUGGCUCCGGGACCGCACGACGUUGAUGCGCUUGCAGAAGGCUACCAGCAUCAGCGCAAAAAGGUAUUUGUGUCGCCGUAUGAGGCAGCCAUCACCUUGGUGAUGGUUGUUGAGCUGGAUAAUAAGUUGUUUGGACUGCCCCGAGAACUGGUGGUGACAGCAACAGGUGCAGCUUUGUCAGCAGUGAUUGUGACUGCCUGCAUUGUCUGGUGUGUUUGCUCCUUCAAGUCCAGUCACCAGAAAGACGGCUUCCAUCGAUUGAGGCAGCAUCGGGACGACUACGAAGAUGAGAUCCGAAUGAUGUCGAUGGGUUCAAAGAAAUCACUUCUCAGCAACGAGUUUCAGGAUGAAACGGAAAGCGAUGAAGACACACUACAUCAAUGAACAUCAAUGUAUCACACCAGCCCCACUGGUCUGAUAUUAACAUUCAUCUUUAUUGCCAAGUCUCAUGACUGUAGGAGAGGAUAUGUCUGGCCUACUACAGCACAUGGCAUUGGGUGGAAAUCUUGGAGUGAAUUCUGUCACGUUCUUGGUUGUCCGUUUGGGGAAAGUUGAUGCUGCAGGAAUGAAUAACAACUGAAGAUUUGCAUACACCUUGAUCUGACUGCUGACACAUACAAUGUGGAAGAUCAGCCAUACAGAGCCUGUAGUUACACCAUCUCCACCAUCUAAGCUCUGCCCAUCACAACCUCUAGCAAUCUUUUUAUAUAACAACAAGUACAAAAGCAUUCAUGUGCAAUCUAUUUAAUAAUCCUCCAACUAUUCACACCACUGUAUUUUGUACAAAUAAAGGGCCGCGGGUGGGGGGGGGGGGGGGGGCAGAGUGAAAUGGUGCACUCUAGUGCUGUAAAAUUCAUACAGGUCCAAGUUACUUUAAACCAAUGGAUGUGUUUUAAUCUCAGAUGUCGUGCAGCUUUAUGCUGUGCAUGAAUGUUGUUGGUCGUGUGGAGGUAACCUGACUCUGUACGUGCUUACCACCUAAUCUACCUUCAUAGAUCUUAAGAUUUAGGCAUUUAUUUUACAUUUUCUUCUCCUCUACAAUUGUGUAUAGUUAAUUUACAUUUCACUAUUUAACAUAGUUUUAUUUUAGUGACUGUAUGCAACUAAAAACAGCCGACUAAAAACUAGAUUUUUUAAAUUCUCCAAUUUUUUAAAUAUCACAGAAUGGUUACUAAAGUUCAAAGAGUGAAAUUAAAUGAAGGUCAGACUCUUAAACAAUUGAAGCAGUUUAUAGGACGAUGAUUGCUGUAGACACCAACAGCAGGGAACGGCGUGUGUGUGUCGGCACCUUUCAGUCCACAGACAAAGCGCUGGUUGCAUCUAAUUGCAGCAAAUAAUAUUAUAAAUUAGGAAUAAACUAAUGUUGCUGACAUUAAUGUAAUUGAUAAACUGAAUGUAAGAAGAUUGAUCAACAAUCAAUGUGCUGGAGUGCUUGAUAUGAUCUUUACGUCUCAUUUACAUUCUGCGAUUAACAGUAGUAAUGGACUGGUUUAGAGUUGCACACAGACUAUGUACUGGGAGAGUGAACCAAAUGAACCAUUUUUGCAAUUAGUGUCUUCAAUAUUAUUGCUGUUACUUUUCCCAUUGGUUUCCUGAUACACACUGGAUUAUUUUGUAAUCGGAGCUCCCUCAAUCGCAGUUAAACUGUUAACAGAGAAGCUUAAUUUUUAAAGGUGCUCUUUUAAGAGUAGAAAUAUAAUUCUGAAGUACUGCUGCUGAGACAGUGGAAUUGCUUACACUGAAUUAUGAUGGAACAGAAAAUGAGAACUAGUGGUCCUAUUGUAUGCUAUUUGAAGCAUAUUUUUUCAUAACUUUUCUAAUCUGAAAUUUGGGUGUAAAUGUUUUUCAGUAUAAUGUGGAGGUUAUUGAAUUUUGGUGAAGGAUUAUAGAAUAAUGAAUCUGUCCAGGUGUGUGUGUGUGUGUGUGUGCGUGUGAAUGUCUCGGUGUAUGCUGCUGAAUGUACACCUGAUCUGCCUAAGUACAGUACAAGAUCACCAGAAAUACAGCAUUGCCAAAAACACCUGAUUUAUAGCAAUGUUUCAGCACCAGAAAUGUCUUGCUGUACCUGAUGUUGUCAGCUCCAUUUUGGAGGCUUACUUCAAAAUGUUAUUCUUGUCAUCAUUAAUUUGUACCUUUUUUGCACAGGACUUUAGCCGAUUUGCGUGUUUGAUGAUAUACUGUGAUGCCUUAAAUUUUUCAUAUUGCUUUCACUUUGUGGUAAUGUUACUGGAUAUCAGUGAAAGGGUUUGGCAUCAAAAAAUAAAUGCAUUAUUGAGCAUAACUAUGGUGUGUAUGGUGGUAUGUGUAGUUAAACAGCAGUGGUAUUUAGUUGGAACAUCUUUCACUUGUUUUAAUGAUAGGUAUGUUAAAAGUUAAAAGAUGGAGGCGUUGUAUAUAAGUAAGUAGCAAGGCUGAUGUUGGAUACAUUUGAUUUCUUUCCAUUAGAUUUGUUUAUAUAUUCUCUGAUCAUCGGGUCAACACUUGGAAAGUCUAUCUCCAAAAUUGAAAUAACAAAUAAAAUAUAUUUUUGUC